Schistocerca nitens (vagrant locust) is the source of this 2668-nucleotide messenger RNA. Its product is annotated as UPF0047 protein YjbQ. Lineage: Eukaryota; Metazoa; Arthropoda; Insecta; Orthoptera; Acrididae. The coding region runs from base 403 to 921 and encodes 172 amino acids. The record is from RefSeq and is a predicted model, not a curated record. The transcript is spliced from 5 exons.
UCUCGUACUUCAGCGAUGAAAUGGUUAGGGGAUCGAAUCAAAACAGAUGGCAGCUCUAGUGCAAGUAUGUGGGAGGUUUACUGACAAGCAAGGUUUCGAUACCUGUUUUAAUGAAACGUAAACGAUAAAAAUGUGUUCUUGAGUGAAAUGAGCUGAUUGCCCACUGAUGGAAUAGUUAUGAAUCUAAUACCUUGCAACGCGUGCUGCUUGGACUUUGAUCUGCAAUAGUAGUGGGAGUUGGUGGGUUGCUGCGUCAGUGUAAUGGUUAGAGCAUGCAAGAAGUCGGUGGAAGUAUGAUGAAGAAUCUGAAAUGAAUCUAAAAGAGAGCUGGAACAUGCUGUCGACUUCAUAGUAUUCGUGAUUGAAGUUACAGCGGCAAGUGUAUGUAGUAGUGUGCUCAACAUGGCUUCAUCGAACAGAGGAAUAGGAUUGCAGAUAGGUUCGGCUUGGUUUCAGAGAAAAAUUAAUCUCAGGCCACAACAUAGAGGUGUACAUCUAGUGACGGAAGAAAUUUUAAGGCAAAUGCCAGAAAUAUGUCAAUUCUCAGUUGGACUGUUUCAUGUACAGAUUCUUCAUACAUCAGCUAGCUUAGCUCUUAAUGAAAGUUGGGACCCUGAUGUAAGGGAUGACAUGGAAAUGAUGCUGAAUAAAAUUGUGCCUGAGGGUUUGCCUUAUAGACAUUCCUGUGAAGGGCCCGACGACAUGCCAGCUCAUGUAAAAGCUUGCUUCCUUGGCUCUUCACUUACAAUACCAAUAACGGAUGGUAAAUUAAAUCUUGGUACAUGGCAGGGUAUCUGGCUGUGUGAACACCGAGACCAUGCAGGCUCUCGCAAAGUGGUAAUUACAGUUAAUGGUUGCCUCAGAGACUCGAGUCGAAGCCCAUUGAGCCCCGUUUCACCGAUAGCAUCUACAAGUAGUUAAGGGUUCAGGGAGAAGUAUAUGAUGUGUGGGCCGUAGAUUUAACAUUCCAUACUACAGAAGUGAUUGAUAAUAAUUUCAUACAUCUUCAUUUAUAAUGAAGAGUGGUGUGAUGGGAAGUUUAGGUGAGACAACGAUGUUUCUUAGUUGCAAAACAUUGUUAACAGGGAAGCAAGAAGAAAGUUGAUAAUGGCACAAGUGCAAUUCUCUGAUAUGUUGUGUAAACAUAUGAAAAAGGCAGUUUUUGUGUGCUCAACUUGCUGCAACAUUUCAGUGAUCCUACGAAUGUCACCCAGUUAUCCCUCAGGGUACGAGUGUGUAAAAACACUACACUCACUUCGCCGAUGAAGUUGUGAAGUUGAGAAUAUUUAGUUAAGGAAACAGAGUUCAUUCCUUGUUGUGCAAGGAACACACAGCAGAUGGUAGUUUGGAAAGGAAAAAGAUUUGGCCUUUCACUGCCACAGCACAAGAAGUAUACUUUAUUUUGUGAAACACAAAUAACCACGUACGUGCUGUACCUGGGCUUUAUGAUAUGACAUGUACAGUUAUAUAGAAAUAAACAAACUGGUCACUUAUACAUACAUUAGUAUCCUUCCACAUAUUUGCAAGAAAAAACACACAAAUGUAAAAAAAAAAAAAAGUAAUCCCUAAAUGUUUUCUACACUUGAAUUAUGGUUUCCUGAGUAUUGCAUCAUACAUGAAAAUUUUAAUUAACAUUCCAUUUAUGAUUACUGUUCCUUGUUUUUGUGAAAUAAUUAUUUAAGACUUGUCCUUUAAGGGGCUUACGGUUUGGUAUUAUUGUUAUAAUUUGCUCACACUGCGGGUACUUUGAGUCUAAAAGCACAUGUGUGACUGAUGUUCGAGAGUGUUUCAUAUACAGGGUUUAGUUUGAUUAUUGUUAGCUUAUUAUAAACAAACGAAUGAUAAGAAAUUCCUUCGUACCUGAUACUUUAUCCCAACGAUGAGAAAUAGAUGUUUUGUAAUGUUUUUCCAAGUCAGAAUGUUGUUGACAUGUAUGUAAACCUUGUACACUCAAUAUUUUUUUAAAGGCCCAGGUGCCAGUGUGUGGAGGAUGUAAAACCUCAGUGUGAUGUCCCUACGUUUGGAGAACAGUGUGAGGAAAGUGUGGUAACUUCCAAUAAGCUAAAUAUUUUGUGACAGGUCCAUUGAAAAUCUUCACGUGUAUUAAUAUGUUACCUUGGUUUAUCUUGAUGGUGUAAUAUUUCUCCUAAAAAUUGUCACAUUUGCUUUUUUUUCUCUUGCAGUCAUGUCACAAAGUAGGAGUCUUCCACAUGAAUGUUAAUUAUGUGUAGGUUUUAUCAGGCUUGUAAAAGUUAAAUGAAAAUGCUCAUGACAUAUCGAAUUUUACUUCAGAAUUGGAAAUUUCUGUCUGUGCAUUUCAUUGUCACAUGGUAGAGCAAGCACAUCAGUAUCAAUGCUAGAAAGCUGUGUGUAUUGGUACAAUAUUACUGAUGUGUACAGAGUUUUGUUAAUGUUAUCUGAGAGAUGUAAGUCUGUUGACUUUUUUUAGUAUAUGUGUAAGCACAGUUACACAUAGAAAUUUUCAGUGGUGUGAAAGUUGACUAACACAUGGACAGUUCCAUUGAGAUGUUGUCAUUCCUUUUGAUGUUCCUUUCUACUUAAAUGGCUGCACAUAAUAACAACCACAAAAAUGGGUGGUGAUGGAGGGAGCAGUGGAUAAUGCAGAGGCAUUGAUAUUGGAAAAUAAAAAUAGUUGGAGCAAUUAUAA